Molecule: messenger RNA, 2218 nt
Organism: Aaosphaeria arxii CBS 175.79
Lineage: Eukaryota; Fungi; Ascomycota; Dothideomycetes; Pleosporales
Exons: 2
Coding region: 64-2169 (701 amino acids)
Source: RefSeq, a predicted model, not a curated record
CCUGAACAUUCUACACGAACUACAUGAUCCAACGCGACAGACUCACGGCCGUCGCAAGUCACAAUGCCGGUUGAUCGUCUCCUUUCGACGCUCUUACGAUCUCUGCAAACCUAUACGGACCAGCAAGACACACCUCGGAUAUUGGGAACUGCUUCCUCCCUCUUGACGACGCUUGGAAACCCUCAUAAUCUCAGCCUUUUGACAUCACAUCUUCUCACUGCUCCGGCUCUAUGGGAUCGUCCCGAUGGUGUCCGCACCCCUCUCCGAUUAAUCUCCGUCUUUCACACUGCGAUCACAACUAUCCUAAAGCAUCACGACGAUGUAAGGUAUCGCAGGGCCCCUGAGCUUGCGCCCGGACAAACUCCUGUUGGAGGUGGUCUCUCGCUAGACGAGUGGAUACGCGCUGUUGUCGCCGGCGCAGAUGAUAGGAGCCAGAGAUGGAAGCAUCUGAUUGUUCUGGGAGGGCUACUGAUUGGCGUUGGAAAUCAAGAAGAACAGGGCAUGGACCUGUAUUGGAUCUCUGGGAUGCGCAAGAGAGUUGAAGGAGCGCUCGUUAAGGCCGCAAAUCUAGCCUUGAUUGAAGUCAGAGAACGAUCAGAGGCUGACGGACUCGGUGGGCACACAAUUACUCUUACUCUGAAUCAUUCCUUCGGGUGCCUUUCGGAUGCAGAGCGAGCCCAACUUAACUACGACCUCUUACUCCCCGUUCUCCUCGGAACAGCAUUUUUCUCCAACGAGGGUUUCCAAUCUGCCUACUUCUUGGGUGGGUUAGAUCUAGACGUUAAGAUGAAUGGGGGGCGUUUGGUGUGGUCAGCACAGUCUACCUCGUUUCGACAGGUUGAGAUCAUUAUGGCUCGCCCCCUAGUCUCGUCGAUGGGCCCGCUGUCUAGACUUAUUGCACAUGCAGUCGAAAAUGUCAAGGAUGCGUGGGUCAUUCAAACCAUGAUGGAUGAUCUGGCGAGCUUUUCUCGAGCGCUUACUACUCAAUGGCGGCAGAACAAGCUUUCGGAAAUCGAUCCUAAUGAAGAGUCGACAUACUUGGACGAGGAAGCCCUUCAAAAGACAGUACCACUUCUAUGGCGAUUACUAAAGGCUGCCUUAUUUGCGACCACGAUCAUAUUGAGGGGUGUUUUCAAUCGAACCCUUGGAGACCCUGUAUUGGCGUCUGAUGAGGUGGCACCGGUGAUAUCUUCCCAGGCCCUUCAUACACUUCGACAUCUCUAUUUUGUUUCUUCUCGUCUUGGCCCAGCAUCAUUUUCUCAGCAUACAUUCGUUUACUUGACAGCCAUCGACAUUCUUGCUACUUAUCCUAUGCACGCGGACAAAUUCCUCAAAUCCAUUGCGUCACAACAUUUUGGCCAGAUCCCCCGGCACCAAUUGGACAAAAUUCUGGACCUUUACUUCCUCAAUACCGCGGAACAUUUCACCUUGAUCUUAUCACCUGCGACGAACGAAGAGCUCUUGGUGGCUUCGGCGAUUCCAUACCUUGCCUCAGGUGGUAAUCAUAAUAUGCUUCCAAUCUUUGAAGCAGCACACAGUGUAAUGCUUGCGGUUUUGUCGGCUCCACAAUCUGCGGACAUUACACCGAAGCACCUUCCUUUCUACAUCGAUGCGCUGUUUAGUGUCUUUCCACACAACCUAUCGCCACGACAGUUUCGUUUGGCUUUCAAGACCCUGAUGCGAGUGACUUCGCCUCCAUCGGCACUUUCCGCAUCGCAUCCAGAUUUACCUGCGACUCUUCUCGAGCUAGUCUUUCAUCGCGCCCUCGACGCACCGACCGUUCCAUUACCACCAGAUGAAACAAGUCUGGCCUUGCAAGGCUCGGAUGCCCCACCACCGGCUUUAUCUGAGCAAGCCGUAUUGGCUUUGACCUUAAUCGACGCAUUACCAUACCUUGCGGUCGGUCUCCUAGAGGAAUGGCUACCAAUGUGUGCUGAGUUGCUAAAUGCCAUCAACGAUGUUGCAAUGCGUGACACUGUUAGAGCUAGAUUCUGGGAGGUCUUAGUAAACGGGGAAAUGGACCCCGAGCGUGGCAGUCUGGCUGUAGCCUGGUGGGGAACAAGAGGAGGGCGCGAGCAAGUCUUGUAUGGGCGUGAAGGCGAGGAUGAUUUGAAAAUGAUGAGCGGUGCGCUACCAGUGGAAGGAAAUGCACGAGAGAGCAAGCUUUAGGCUCUCGACAUUCGCACUUUACAUCUUGAUACCCUGCAAUAAAACACAC